UCCUUCGCGCGAGGCGGAAAACUUGCCAUUGAUCUCAGCUUGCGUUUCGCUGCUGUGGGCCACUCCGCGUGCCGGUCGGUCCUUCUCCGGGGCCCAUGGCGGCCCCCGAGCAGCCGCUGCCCGCGGCCAGAGGAUGCCCGAGCUCCGCUUCGCUGUCCCCGCCGCGGGGCGACCGAACCCUCCUCGUGAGGCACCUGCCGGCCGAGCUGACCGCGGAGGAGAAAGAGGACUUGCUUAAGUAUUUCGGGGCGCAGUCCGUGCGCGUCCUGUCCGAUAAGGGGCGACUGAAACAUACAGCGUUUGCUACUUUCCCUAAUGAAAAAGCAGCUGUAAAGGCACUGACAAGACUCCACCAGCUGAAACUUCUAGGUCACACUUUAGUUGUUGAAUUUGCAAAAGAGCAAGAUGAAGUUCAUUCCCCAUGUCCCUCUUCAGGCACAGACAAAAAGAAAAGGUCUGAGGAGCCUGUGGAAGAUGAUAAGGAAAAGAAAGAACUUGGUUGUUUGACGAUAGAAAAUGGGAUUGCACCAAACCACGGGCUGACGUUUCCUCUGGACUCCUGCCUCAAGUACAUGUACCCCCCGCCGUCCAGCACCAUCCUCGCCAACAUAGUGAACGCCCUGGCAAGCGUGCCCAAGUUCUACGUCCAGGUGCUUCAUCUUAUGAAUAAAAUGAAUUUGCCCACACCUUUUGGACCAAUCACUGCACGACCUCCCAUGUAUGAAGACUAUGUGCCGUUACACGCCCCUCUACCACCUGUGUCUCCUCGGCGCCCGGAGGAACCGCCGUUGCCGGACGAGGACGAGGACUUAUCUAGUAAAGAGUCCGAAUAUGAAAGCAGCGAUGAGGAAGACCGACAGAGAAUGGCCAAACUAAUGGAAUUGGCAAAUCUUCAGCCCAAAAGACCAAAAGCAACAAGACAGCGCCAUGUGAGAAAAAGGCGGAAGAUAAAGGACAUGCUGACCACACCUGCUCCCGUCUCUCACAGUGUACACCCGGUGCUGUCCCCGUCGGAUGUAUUCGAUCAACCACAGCCGGUCGGGAAUAAAAAGAUUGAGUUCCAUAUAUCCACCAACAUGCCGGCUGCAUUUAAGAAAGAGUUAGAAAAGGAAGAUGAUUUUGAAGAACAAAAUCCUGAUUUACCUGCUGCCCAAGGUGAUGCGUCCACUGUGGGAUUUGGAAAGAUCUUCCCCAAACCUAACCCGAGCGUCGCCGAGGAGAGUAAGGAAGACUCUGACGAGACGCCGUCCGAGUGCAUCUCCAGGCGGGAGCUGGAGAAGGGCCGGGUCUCUAGAGAAGAAAUGGAAACGCUUUCGGUUUUCAGAAGUUAUGAACCCGGUGAACCAAACUGUAGGAUUUAUGUAAAGAAUUUAGCUAAACAUGUUCAAGAAAAGGACCUUAAAUUUAUUUUUGGAAGAUAUGUUGACUUCUCAUCAGAAACACAGCGGAUAAUGUUUGACAUCCGCCUGAUGAAGGAGGGCCGCAUGAAAGGACAGGCCUUCAUUGGGCUCCCGAACGAGAAAGCAGCAGCAAAGGCCUUGAAGGAAGCUAACGGAUAUGUUCUUUUUGGAAAACCUAUGGUGGUCCAGUUUGCUCGAUCUGCUAGACCAAAACAAGAUUCUAAAGAAGGAAAAAGAAAGUGAUACAAAUUGGUAAAGAAGCACUCCUGCGUAAAUACCGCUGUAAUACUGUCAUGCAAAGCGUAUCCUUUCUCGUAUCCUUUUGGGGGCAGUACUUUUGUUUUUUAUUUUUCUUAGAAAUAUUUUGUCCCUCCCACCCAUUGGUCCAGAAUAAGCAAUACUUUUUGCGACUUAAAAGAAAUAUUUCUAAAUAUCAGUGUUGAUUGAAUAAAUCUUAUAUGGGUUUGUUUAGAUGUGCUGCUAAAUUUUCUAGACUUUCCUUUAGGUUACGUAAUUUUUUCAGGGAAAGUUAGUGAAUCAGGUCAAAUUAUUUACUUGUAGAAUGUAUGCAUUUACUUUAUUACAGAAUUUAGCCCUUUUUCUUCAUUUAUGUAAUUUCUAGACCAAAUUCAGUAACGUGUUCUGUUUUAUGACAUACUAGAGGCCUGGUGCACGGAUUCGUGCACCAGUGGGGGGGGUCCCUCUGCCUGGCCUGCGGGGAUCAGGCCAAAACUGGCUCUCCAACAUCCCCCGAGGGGUCUCAGAUUGCAAGAGGGCGGUUCUUGGAUGACUCACCCCAGAACCGGGCUCCCUCCUCUCUGGUUCUGGGUCCAUCACCGGAGAACCACUGCUGCCAAGUGACUGCAGCUUAGCAGCUCCUGCAUUGAGCAUCUGCCCCUCGUCAGUGCGCAUCAUAGUUACUGGCCAGUCGGCCGGUCGCUUCGGACUUUAUAUAUAUAGAUUUAGUCAGGUUUUCUAUAUGACGUGUUGUAACAUUUGGGGAAAGGUUUUUUCUUUUAAUAUUUUAAGAAUUCAAAUAUUAAAAAAUAUUAGCAAGUUAAAAAAUAGCAUAACUAGAUUCCUAUGUAAAUUCCAAAUAAGAGUAGCAGACCUCACCUUUAAAGUGUUAUUGAAAUUUCCUUUGAGACAGACAGCAAGUAGGAAUAUCUUUUUCCUCUUAAAGCAAGAAGAAAUAGGAAAAGUGUAUCAGCUGGAAGACAGAAUGUUGACUCAGGGUAGCACAUUAAAUGGAAAGAAACAGUCCGGUGGAUAUGUCAGAACAGUGGUUUCCAGACUAGUUCAUGACCAGGAUUACUCAGAACUGGGUCUCAGACUUAAUUGCACAUUGAAAUAACCUGGGAGACUUUUAAUGUAUUGAUUUUUAAAAAAGACACACUAAAAAAAUCUGAUGCCUUGGUUCCUCCCCCAGAGUUUUGACUUGUCGAUCAGGUGUGCACCAUAGAUUCUGGGAUUUUUCAGAACUCCCAAAGUUCAGACUCUAACAUGCAACCAAGGUUGAGAACCACCUAGGAAGGAUUUUUAGACUGAGAUUUCUGAACUGGGUCCCAGAACUAAUAAGUCAUAUCUCGGAAUCAACGAAGAAUCUCAUUGAAAAGAUCCCUUCCCUUAGUAUAGUUAUAAGGACUGCAGUUUGGGUCCAACUUUGUGAGAUUAAAAUGGUUAGGUACCUAAUGUCACCUACCCAUCUACCUUUCUAGGUAGGAAAAUAAAGUUUGGUUGGUGCCUGUACAUUUCCUUCUUGCAAAUCCUGCUACUCUUAGUCCUGUGAAAACAGUUCAAAAAUCUGUUGAUAAUCACUAUCAUCCUAAGAGUGCAAAGAAUUAUAGAUACUGAAAUUACUUUUUUUUCCCUAUAGGGAGUUAAAUGCUAUAUUUUUUAAUGUUAUAAAUCACUUUCUUUAUAAGUUGUUUUUAGACAAAAUGUACUGACAUGAUUCACUAAUUUUCUAAAUAUAAGUAUUUUAGCUUUUAUUUAUUUUUAAACUAAUGAACUGUUUUAUACUCAUUACUGCUUUCAAUUAAUUUUUAUGGUAUUUUAGGUUCCUUUUGAAUUCCAUGUCUUUCCCGUGUUUUGCACCUCUGAGAAGAAAUUGACCACCUGGGCUAUGGAACUGUGCGUAACAGCUUUUAAAGUGUAUUUAAAAAUUAAGUGUAUAUGCACUUAAAUUAGUUUAUUGGACAUAUAUUAUGUGUAUUUUAAUCAGCUUUCUAUAUAAUAAAUUAUUUUUUCACUAAAA
Messenger RNA from Myotis daubentonii (Daubenton's bat), 3657 nucleotides. It is a transcript of the gene RNPC3, whose product is annotated as RNA binding region (RNP1, RRM) containing 3. Gene Ontology annotation, cellular component: U12-type spliceosomal complex. The record is from RefSeq and is a predicted model, not a curated record. Gene Ontology annotation, biological process: mRNA splicing, via spliceosome. Gene Ontology annotation, molecular function: protein binding; U12 snRNA binding; pre-mRNA intronic binding. Lineage: Eukaryota; Metazoa; Chordata; Mammalia; Chiroptera; Vespertilionidae.